Molecule: messenger RNA, 5941 nt
Organism: Drosophila ficusphila
Lineage: Eukaryota; Metazoa; Arthropoda; Insecta; Diptera; Drosophilidae
Biological process (GO): potassium ion transmembrane transport; protein homooligomerization
Cellular component (GO): axon; voltage-gated potassium channel complex; neuronal cell body membrane
Molecular function (GO): delayed rectifier potassium channel activity; protein binding
Source: RefSeq, a predicted model, not a curated record
CAAACGAGACGCCGAGGGCCAAAUGUUAAAAAAGACGAUGGAGGGAAGAGAUAGGCGAAGCUGAAACCAUAAACCCAAAGCCAAAGCCGAAAUCCAAAUGCAAGUGCAAAACAAACUCAGCUGCGAGUGCUGAAGAACCACAAAAUAUAAAUAAAAAAAAAAUAAGGAGGAAGUGCAACCUGCGCCCAAGCCUAAUUAAAAAGUAUUUCACAGCGGCUGCAGAUUGCUCAUACGCCGUGUGGACCGCGAGUGCCUGAGUGUUCGUAUAUGUGAGCUUCUCGUGAAAUAAUAAGGUUGCAACUUGUGAAAGCAAGUAGAGGGAUAUCGAAAUCUUUGUUCAACCUGCUGGCGGGCCGUCCCAGAAUUAGUUUGGCAUGCGGCUGCUGUUGCCACAACUGUUGCAUGCAACAUGGAUGGCGAAAAUCGGAUUAUACUCAAUGUGGGCGGAAUAAGAUAUGAAACCUACAAGGCGACGCUCAAGAAAAUCCCCGCAACACGUCUCUCCCGACUGACCGAAGCCCUGGCCAACUACGAUCCGGUACUCAAUGAAUACUUCUUCGAUCGCCACCCCGGGGUCUUCACCCAAAUCCUCAACUAUUACAGAACUGGCAAACUGCAUUACCCAACUGACGUGUGUGGACCGCUUUUCGAGGAGGAGCUGGAAUUCUGGGGACUCGACUCUAACCAGGUAGAACCAUGCUGCUGGUCAACCUAUAGCAUACAUCGCGAUACGCAAAACACCUUAGCCAUAUUAGAUAAGCUAGAUAUUGAAAAUGAGAAGCCCACUGAGGAGCAGAUAGCUCGACUAUUUGGCUUUGAGGAGGCACUGAGCAACGGCGAGCUUAACUGCUGGCAGCGUCUUAAACCCAAGAUCUGGGCCAUGUUCGAUGAGCCCUCCAGCUCCACGGGUGCCAAGAUCGUUGCUGGCAUGUCGGUUUUCUUUAUAUUUGUUUCUGUGAUAUCAUUCUGCCUGAAGACCCACCCCGGCUUCCGCGUGGACCUGCCCUCUGCCGCCGACGACGCCCACGUCGGGGGCGGGGGUCCGCCCCACGGCCACGAUCCGAUGGGGGAACCGCCGCAGCAACACCAAUACCAUCAGCACAGCAUCACGCCGCCGAGCGGCAGCAUCGGACCCACCUUUCGUGUGACGAACUACACGAGCUACAGCAGCGGCAACUUCACCGCCCCCGGCCAGGGCACGCCCAUUGCCACGAUUAAGGGCGGCCAGCGGCAGCGACUGAAACGGAAUAUCAACGGCAGCAUCCUGAACGAGUUCAUCGAGCAGAAGAUCCUCGGGCACAACGGGAGGCGGAAACACGGCUGGAUCGAGACCUACGGUCAGCCACAUGAGGCCUUCUUCUACGUGGAGCUGGUGUGCAACGUCUGGUUCUUCAUCGAGGUGCUCAUCAGACUGAUUGUCUCACCAAAUCUGUGGCAGUUUAUCAAGUCGCCGGUCAACAUCAUUGACUUUACGGCCACUUUGAGCUUCUAUACGGACGUGAUGCAGCGCAUGGGCGAAUAUACGGGUCUCCUGGAGGCCUUUUCCAUCGUGAGGAUAAUGCGGCUGUUCAAGCUGACCCGUCACUCGCCUGGGCUGAGAAUCCUUAUCCACACAUUCAAGGCCUCUGCCAAGGAGCUGACUCUGCUGGUUUUCUUCCUCGUCCUGGGCAUUGUCUUCUUCGCCAGUUUGGCCUACUAUGCGGAAAAGUUGCAGGACAAUCCGGACAACCAGUUCAAGAGCAUCCCUUUGGGGCUGUGGUGGGCGAUUGUGACCAUGACCACCGUGGGAUACGGGGACGUGGCUCCGAAGACCUAUCCGGGGAUGUUCGUGGGUGCGCUGUGUGCAUUGGCCGGAGUGCUGACCAUCGCCCUGCCAGUGCCAGUCAUCGUCAGCAACUUCUCCAUGUUCUACUCCCACACUCAGGCUCGCUCCAAGUUGCCCAAGAAGCGACGACGUGUCCUGCCAGUCGAGCAGCCGCGUCGCAAGAGGGAGCCAACUGCUCCGCAUCGCGGGAGGACGAAUGCCAUUAAACAAACGCCAGCCACUGGACCAGGAUUACUGGCCGGUGGCGUUGGUCCUGUGGGAGGGGGCGGGGCAGGACUCGGUGGCCAUGCUGUGGGCCACCCCGCUGCCGGGACGCCCAUGUUCAAGGAUGCAUUCGGCGGUGCCAAAAUCGGCACCGUGAACGUGAACGGCGUCAAUGUCAUUGGCCUGCAUCCUGCGCAAAGGACGACGACGACGACGCCAACGAUGUCGACGACUAUAAUGGCAGAUCCGACGCCGAUGUCGGCAAUGACCUACCAAGUGCCUAUGCUUCAGCCGCCCCCGCUGCCCGCCCACAGUCACGGCCACGCCCAUGGCCAUGUCCAUGCCCACGCUACGGCGGCGAUGACGUCAUCGGCGGCAUCGCUCACUGGCUCAGCUGCUUCGGCUGCCGUUGCCACAGCCGCCGCCGCCGCCCCCGCCGGUCCCUCCUUCAUCAGUUCGGACUACUUGAGUGUGCCGGCGGUGCAGAGCCUUCAGCCGCGGGCGGCGACGACUGGCCACGACUUCAUGCUGCCGCUCCAGCCGAAACUUCUCGGCCCCCUCGAACGCAAGGAUCAGCAUCCCCUACAGUUGACCGCCCACAAUUUGGCCUCCGAUACGCACCAGUUGAUGUACUCGGGCCACGCCCAUCCCGCCCACAAGACAGGAGGCGGUGGAGCGGCGGUACUGAACGUACCGCCCACACUGAGCAUGUCGCAUACGCAAAUGCCACCGGGAAUGGCCAGCAUGGGUCAACGGACUCCGAAUCUGAGUUUCCGGGCCGCUCACGGAACUUCCUCCCAGGUGGCCAACAUCCAGCAACCGAUUCCACACGCCCACGCCUGCCACGCCUCCACGAAUUGCAACAUCAAGAUUUCGGUGGCCUCCGCCGGCGUUCCGAUGGGCUGCCAGGAUGAAUUCCGGGCUCCCAAGGUGACGCUGCUCGAUGAUCUCAGCGAUGAGGUGAACUCCUCGACGGACGAGUGCGGGGAUUGCUGCCUGGUGGAGGACAGUGAUACCUACGAAGGUGGGACCAUUAACAAUGGCCAGAGCAACCAGGAGAACGGAGCGGAUGUUAUCCGAUUGGACGAUGGCCUUAUGGAUAACGAGGACGAGGAGGAGGAUGAGGAGGAGGACGACGAAGGAGAUGGUAGUUGUGUGGGCGGGGAUAGUAACGAUAGCAUUGGGGGAAUCUACAUUGGUCCUCGGCACUGAUUGCCCGACAUUAACUGGGAUUUCCCUCACUAAAGCGGAUUUACCAACUUCUGACAGUAAACUGCCUAAAACUGCUCUAAACUGUAAAUCGCUGAAUCGUUGAAUCGGUGGCAAGAACUAAAGUGUAAAUGUUAUGUGAAUGAAUUGUAAAAUGCUAUCUGCAACUCUAACUUUAAUGCUGAAUGGUACUUUUUCUGGUUAAAGUACCGCACAAAAUCUUAAGUAAGAACUGUUUCUCUUAGGAGCAACCAAAAUCAAGGUCAAUCAUACUCAAACGUUUUCUCAGUUCUCUUUCGAAUGGUCACGAUUUUGUUGAACUUUAACCCUUUACAUGGUGGUGAUGCAUAUCUGCAUCAUACCGUUCAAAUUCAUUUAUUUUUCAACGGGCGUUGCAAAACUUUCUGAAAUCUUUUUGAUGCAGUUCAGAAACUUUCGUUUUUUAUAUAACAAGUGUUAGUCACUCAGAAUUCUGUCCAAUACUCAACAGAUAAUUACUUUUCCCGCCAAUUUGGUGAAUGUGGAAAUCUGAACUGGUUGUGCAGUUUCUCAUCCAAAUUUAAAUAUCAAAAAAAAAAAAUGUAUAGUUAAUUUAAUUUAUAUUUAUAAACAGGUAAAAAUUAUAUUUAGUUAUAUAUUGUCGAGUUUUUGUGUUUGUUGCAUUAUAAUACGAAUAAAUCAACAAUUUUGCCUUGUUGCAGAUAUGCAUUAAAGUAGCUUUACACAUAGAAAAAAUAAGGUAAAACCAAAAAAAUUAAAAAAAUAAAAAAAGUGUAUUUUUUAUUUUCACUUAUCUACCAAACAAAAAAAAAAUGAAGAAAAUCGGAGUUAUUGCCAUGUAAAGGGUUAAAGUAGGAGAUCUGUAUAAUUUUCCAAUAAUUUUAUACAGUUUAGCUUGCAGCCCACAUUAAAAAUGAAACCGAAUUGUUGUCGCAGUUCACCAAAGUCUGCAACAAUUCUUGGUUCUGAAUUUAAAUGUCCCAUUAACUAAAAUCUGCUGAGCAUGUAAAUAAAAUUUAAAAUUAAGCUUGUGUUGCUCAACAGCAUAUAAAUUGAAGUCAAAUCAAGUAGAAAGGCAGAGUUUUCAAAAUGUUCUCAAACAAAAGCUAUUUAAACUAACAUGGUCUUGAAUGUUUAACAAAAAACGAUGAUUUUAAUUAUUUUUAAAUCGUAAAGAAAAGAAAUAAAACAUUAGGGCUGCUAUAGCAAAAGUAUGUACUAAGUUAUAAUAAACCUCUAAUUCCUAUUCUUUUCCGCCAGUAAUCUUUCGAAAUUUAAAUCGGAAAAGCACUGCCACUGUUUUCGAUUAAUUUCAAGCUGGAACACUCCCCACUUCGCCAUCAUUUAUCAGCAGUUUUAAUCAAUCUUUGCUCUCGGCCCACGGCAUGCGGCAAGCAUUUCUUGUCUGGCCAAGACAAACAUCCGUAACAUUUGUAUCAGUGUCCUUAUAACUGUCAUGUUGACAACUGUCAUUGGCAGCGUGCAUGUACGAUUGUUUGUCUGUGUGGGUGUGUGGGUGGGCUAUCCUGCAGCCGGGGCACGUCCGGCCAGAGUCCUGCAGACAAAGCGAGAGCGAAAACGGAGAUGGAGAUGGAGAUGGACGGGGGUCAAGAGAGGAUCUGCCCGCAUAUAAGGCAAACAUAUCGUCCAUAUAAAUGUGACCACUUGUGUGCAGUCAGCCAACUUUGUAGCACCACCCAUCGGUUGAUAUUUUCCCAUUUUCCAUUUUCCAGCACGUCAAGGUGUUUAUUGUGCAAAUCUUGGGACAAAAAUUGCAUGGCCAACUAUAAAUUCCCACACUUGACUCUCACGCUCCGUUUCCCGGAUCAGACACUCUGAAUCAUGGCCAAAAGUGUCACUGGGCUUGUUUAUCUGACACAUUGACUGCCACCAUUUCAAUGAACUUGCGAGCAAAAACUGUGUCGACAAGUCGCACACAAAAGGCGACGACAGCCAAAAACUAAAACGGCCACGACACUCGUGUCCUAGAUGUCCUUUCCCAUUCCAUUCUAACCUAUCAUCUCACCCACUUUGCCCUCUUGAGUUCAGUUUGUGUGUGGUUGACCUUGUAAAUAGUCCUUUGGGGUCGCUGUCUUAAGUUUUCAUUCUUCGACAUUUAUUCCCAUAAAUGUUAAUUGAUUUAUUCGACGAAGUUCACAAAGAGCGGAGAGUAGAACGCAGGGAACUGUAAAUAUUUGAGUAUGGCGGUCAAGGACUAACCAAAACGAAAUGAAACUGAACACAAAAGAAGACAGUAGAAGACAUAUUUGACUUUAAAUAAGGUUCAAUGGUAAUUUUUGGUCCAAUAUUUAUAGUUUUUGAUGUGCUAACAGGAUUAACAAAAAACAUGAACAAUUUUGAUUCAGAUCCUUGUGUAAGAAAAGGAUUAAAAGCUUUGAACAAAAGCUUGUAAGAGAAUGUGGAAACUAUUUGAACCAUAGAUUUAAAUAGAUAUCAGCCCAAAAAGAAUGAGAAGGGGAAAUUAGUUCCAAUUAGUCAGUAUAAUCAAAUCCGUUGGUCUGAGUGUACGUCGUUCUAAAUUAAAUCUUUAUUACUUAGCUAAUCUAUGAUUAAAAUGUUAAAUAAUUGCCUAAUUGUUGUGUGAGGAUUUCGGCUUGCCGAUUGAAGCGUUUUUCUUGUUUAAAUAUAUAGAUUCUUUACUUUAAAAUGUAAAACGAAAACGUUGCUUUAAAUACUGUUCAA